GAUUAAUGGCGCCGCGGGUACGGGGCUGUUGUCCGGCGGGGGGCGCCGCGCCGUUGCUUCCUGCCCCGGUUCCCCUCGGCACCGUCCCGCUGCCUGGGUCCGGCCCCUUACGGGGGCGGGGCGACGCCGUGCACUGAGGCCCAGGGCCCUUCCGUGACCGCCUGGCCCGGUCCCUGCCCCUGCCCCUGCCUCCGCCCGGAGCCGCCUGCCCCUCGCGCGGCCCUGGUGCUGCCCGCACAGACCGGCCCGGCCCGGCCCCGAGCCCCCGGGGCGGAGCACUCAUCGCCCGCGCCGCGUGUCUCGGCAGCUCGGCGCCGGCAGGAUGUGGCACGAGGCGCGGAAGCACGAGCGCAAGCUGCGCGGGAUGAUGGUGGACUACAAGAAGCGCGCGGAGCGGCGGCGCGAGUACUACGAGAAGAUCAAAAAGGACCCGGCGCAGUUCCUGCAGGUUCACGGCCGGGCCUGCAAGGUGCACUUGGAUUCUGCGGUGGCUUUGGCAGCGGAGAGUCCUGUCAACAUGAUGCCUUGGCAGGGGGACACAAACAACAUGAUCGACCGAUUUGACGUGCGUGCUCACCUGGAUUAUAUCCCCAUGUACACCCCGCCACUGCUGAACCCAAUCUCCCCCGAGCAGGAGUCAGAUGAGAGGAAAUGUAACUACGAACGCUACCGUGGCCUGGUGCAGAACGACUUCGCUGGCAUCUCAGAGGAGCAGUGCUUGUACCAGAUCUACAUUGAUGAACUCUACGGCGGACUCCAGAAGCCCAAUGAAGACGAGAAGAAGAAGCUGGCAGAGAAGAAGGCCUCUAUUGGCUACACGUACGAGGACAGCACAGUGGCCGAGCUAGAGAACUCCUUGGAGAAGCGGGGGGAUGAGGAGGACUCGGAGGAGGACAGCAACACGGACGAAGACGAGGUCAUCCCCGACAUUGAUGUGGAAGUGGAUGUGGACGAGUUGAAUCAAGAGCAGGUGGCUGACCUGAACAAGCAGGCAACCACGUACGGCAUGGCCGAGGGGGACUUCGUCAGGAUGCUGCGCAAGGACAAGGAGGAGGCAGAAGCCAUCAAACACGCCAAGGCCCUGGAGGAGGAGAAGGCUAUGUACUCGGGCCGUCGCUCUCGCCGCCAGAGGAGGGAGUUCCGGGAGAAGCGGUUAAAGGGAAGGAAGAUCAGCCCUCCCAGCUACGCACGGAGGGACAGCCCCACCUAUGACCCCUACAAGCGGUCGCCCUCAGAAUCCAGCUCGGAGUCCCGCUCCCGGUCCCGCUCACCCUCCCCGGGCCAGGAGGAGAAGAUCACGUUCAUCACCAGCUUCGGGGGCAGCGACGAGGAGGCGGCGUCUGCACAGGCCGGUGGUGCCCCCGGGAAGGCAGCCCCCCCCGGCAGACAGCGUGCCAGCCAAGCGCAGCCGGGUGGCGCUGCGGCAGGUCAUAGCGCCUCCUCCCGGAGGCGCUCAUCCUCAUCCUCGUCCUCUCCAUCCUCGACCUCCUCCUCCAGUUCACGCUCCAGCUCCCGCUCACGCCGCGGGGGCCACUACCGCUCCAGCCGCUAUGGCCGGUCCCACAGCCGGCGCUACUCACGGUCCCGCAGUCGCAGCCACAGCCGCAGCCGGCGUUACUCUGGGGGGGGCUCGCGGGACAGCCGUCGCCGCUCCCGCUCCUACUCCCCUGACCGGGGCCGCCGCUACAGCUCCCGGCGUCGGUCCAGGAGCCAUUCCCGGUCCGGGGAGCGCUAUCGCCGGGGCAGCCGGAUGGGCAGGCACUGGAGCAGCAGCCGCAGCAGCCAUAGUCCCAGUGACUCGCGCAGUCGCAGCAAGUCGGUGUCUCCGCCACGAGAGAAACCGCUGCGGCCUGCAGCGUCGCCGGCCGUGGGGGAGAAGCUGAAAAACUCCUUGUUCCCCUCCAGGGCCGACGCUGCUGCCGGUAAAGAGACAGGAGCUGCCAAACCCAAGCUAACCCCGCAGGAGAAGCUGAAACUCCGUAUGCAGAAGGCGCUUAACAGGCAGUUUAAAGCUGACAAGAAGGCAGCACAGGAGAAGAUGCUACAGCAGGAGCACGAAAGGCAGGAGCGAGAGGACGAGCUGCGUGCCAUGGCACGGAAGAUACGGAUGAAGGAGAGGGAGCGGCGGGAGAAGGAGCGGGAGGAAUGGGAGAGGCAGUACAGCCGGCAGAGCCGCUCCCCCUCACCGCGAUACAGUCGGGAAUACAGCUCCUCCAGGAGGCGGUCCCGGUCUCGGUCCCGGUCCCGAUCCCGGUCACGUUCCCGCAGUCCGCACUACCGCCACUAGCAUCAGCCCUGCUGGGUGGAGCUCUGCAUCACCAUCCUGCUUCCUAGAUGCCAUUCCUCAAUGAAGCAGAACCCUCUGUUCCACGAGCAGCCUGAAGCCUGCGUGGGCAGCAGCCGCAGCUCCUUGACCUCCAGGUGUGGGCGAGAGGGUCUUUGCUUCUACCCUGUGGUAUUCCAUGGGACUAGAAGCAAGCGGCUCCUGAAAGACAAGGGCCAUGUGCCCCAGCUGAGCUGCCCAGCCCCAGGGGCAAGGCCUGUUCUGCCUUUCCUCCACCUUGCUGUGCCCUGCUCUUGUUCCAGGCAGUGAGAGCCUGGCUGCCCUCCAGGUCGUACCUUCCUCUGCACAGGCCUGGCUGUACCUUGGUACCUUUUGGGCCCUGUGAUUGUAGAGCUGCUCUGAGAGUCUAGGCUUCCUGGUCUGUGCUCUCAGCCUCAGGCUGUUGGCCCCGUGCCUCUGUCCAGGUCAGUGCAGGCCCCUGGACUGGAUGGUAGCCUGUAACUGGGUGCCUUGCUCCUGGUGCCCGCUGAGCUCCAGCUGAGGCGUGUGGAGCCUGUUCACUCCACUCUGGACCUUGCUUAGGCCCCAGAUGUGCUGGUCCUGGCCCCUUCCCCUCUUCCCCCCACAGCACAGUACCAGUGGUCCUGGGUGACCUGAAAGGGCAGCGCAGGCCUUGGCCCCAGCCUGGCUCUCCUGUGCUCUGUGUCUGGCUGGGAGAAGAGGGAGAGGCCUGGGCUGUGCUGUGAAGUACAGAAUAAAUGGGAGGAAGUAGAAA
This is a messenger RNA of Alligator mississippiensis (American alligator), 3059 nucleotides long. RefSeq names its product CLK4 associating serine/arginine rich protein (gene CLASRP). The transcript has 20 exons. The record is from RefSeq and is a predicted model, not a curated record. NCBI's taxonomy places the organism in Eukaryota, Metazoa, Chordata, Crocodylia, Alligatoridae. The coding region runs from base 323 to 2287 and encodes 654 amino acids.